Messenger RNA from Xenopus laevis (African clawed frog), 8716 nucleotides. RefSeq names its product acetyl-CoA carboxylase alpha S homeolog (gene acaca.S). Gene Ontology annotation, cellular component: cytoplasm; mitochondrion. The transcript is spliced from 55 exons. Lineage: Eukaryota; Metazoa; Chordata; Amphibia; Anura; Pipidae. Bases 687 to 7736 code for a protein of 2349 amino acids. The record is from RefSeq and is a predicted model, not a curated record. Gene Ontology annotation, molecular function: ATP binding; biotin carboxylase activity; ligase activity. Gene Ontology annotation, biological process: fatty acid biosynthetic process; malonyl-CoA biosynthetic process.
GCAUGGAACGUUUGGUGGCACUGAUGCACAGCCCAACCAUUUCCCUUCACUCAUGAGAUAUUCGGUAACAACAGGGCAUAAUUAUCAGCCUGCAUCCGUACAUCAACUCAAAUUAGUCCUGGAAGAGAUCUCCAUGUCAUUUUGAAUAAACACAAUUAUUUUAACUAUUUUUAUGAGCAACCCCCAUUGUAAGAUUAUCAUGUAGUUCCUAUAAACCUGACAGUACACAUGGUUACAGCUGAUCACUUAUUAGGCCAUUUGCAUACAAACCAGUUGGACAAAUGCAUGUUCAUUCUCCCAGGCAACAUGUGUACUUUGUUAUACACGUCCAGUGUUCGUGUGGUAUGGCAACUCUAUCUUGUGUCUGAACAGGUCACACUGCUUCAGCCUGUGUUUACUUCCCUGAGAACAUAAAAAGCUUCCAGUUACCUAUGUUCUGCAUGCUCCAGUGGGAAAUAAAAGUUGCGCCAUCCCUUUGCAGCUCAGUAAAUGAAAUGAUCGGAGAAGUUGAUUUGUAUGAAUACGUUUAGAAAGUUUUAUCAUGGAUUGCGGUUGCAUUUGUGAGCACUCUGUGACAUGUAUGAAGCACAUGGUGCUAGCACAAAAAAAACAUGUUCUGAACUUCCUGGGUUGCUCAUUGCUGGAGCUGGAAUAACUUGUACUUAACUAAAGAAUGUCAGAGCAAAAUGGGGGAUUCUUUGCCUCAAUGUAAGUUGCUUGAUCAGCAUUCCCAUUUUAUCAUUGGUUCUGUGUCAGAGGACAAUUCAGAGGAUGAAUUUAGCUCAAUGGUCAGAGUGGACCUGGAGGAUAAAGAGAGAUCUUCAUCUCCAGCAUCCAUUGCCUCCACAACCUCGGAUACCCUUUCUGACAUGGGGUUCUCAAACUAUCAAGAGAAUCUUGCUUUGCAAAUGAGGCCCAGCAUGUCAGGUCUGCACUUGGUCAAACAAGGACGGGACAGAAAGAAAAUGGACUUGCAAAGGGAUUUUACAGUUGCCUCUCCAGCAGAAUUUGUCACUCGUUUUGGGGGGAAUAAAGUUAUUGAAAAGGUACUAAUUGCUAAUAAUGGUAUUGCAGCAGUAAAAUGCAUGCGUUCGAUCAGGCGGUGGUCCUAUGAGAUGUUCCGAAAUGAGAGAGCCAUCCGAUUUGUUGUUAUGGUAACCCCAGAAGAUCUUAAAGCCAAUGCAGAAUAUAUCAAAAUGGCAGAUCAUUAUGUACCUGUACCCGGGGGACCAAACAACAACAAUUAUGCAAACGUAGAGCUCAUCCUUGAUAUUGCAAAACGGAUUCCAGUCCAGGCUGUGUGGGCUGGAUGGGGCCACGCAUCAGAGAAUCCCAAACUACCAGAACUUCUGCACAAAAAUGGAAUAGCAUUUAUGGGCCCUCCCAGUCAAGCUAUGUGGGCAUUAGGAGACAAGAUUGCAUCUUCCAUUGUAGCCCAGACAGCUGGAAUUCCAACUCUCCCAUGGAGUGGCAGUGGAUUAAAAGUAGAUUGGCAGGAGAGUGAUCUAAAGAAGACCAAUUUAAUUGUACCUCCGGAGAUAUAUGCAAAAGGUUAUGUGAAAGAUGCGGACGAUGGUUUGAAGGCAGCUGAAGUUGUUGGAUAUCCUGUCAUGAUUAAGGCUUCUGAAGGUGGUGGAGGAAAAGGAAUCAGGAAAGUGAACAAUGCAGAAGAUUUUCCAAACCUCUUCCGCCAGGUUCAGGCAGAAGUUCCUGGCUCCCCUAUAUUUGUAAUGAGACUGGCCAAGCAAUCACGUCAUCUUGAGGUACAGAUUCUCUCUGAUCAGUAUGGAAAUGCCAUCUCACUCUUUGGCCGUGACUGCUCUGUACAGCGACGCCACCAAAAAAUUAUUGAAGAAGCACCUGCAUCAAUUGCUACUGCCACAGUUUUUGAGCAGAUGGAACAGUGCGCUGUGAAACUUGCAAAAAUGGUUGGGUAUGUGAGUGCUGGCACUGUGGAAUAUCUUUACAGUCAGGAUGGUAGCUUUUACUUCUUAGAGUUAAACCCACGGCUUCAAGUGGAGCAUCCGUGCACAGAAAUGGUAGCUGAUGUCAACCUGCCAGCAGCACAACUGCAGAUUGCGAUGGGGGUACCACUCCAUAGAAUCAAGGAUAUUCGAAUGCUGUAUGGACUCCCUGCUUGGGGGGAUUCACUCAUUGACUUUGACAAUUCACUAAAUGCCCCAUGCCCUAGAGGUCAUGUCAUUGCAGCUCGUAUUACCAGUGAGAAUCCAGAUGAGGGGUUUAAGCCAAGCUCAGGAACUGUCCAAGAGCUCAAUUUCCGCAGCAGCAAGAAUGUCUGGGGUUAUUUUAGUGUGGCAGCAGCGGGGGGUCUUCAUGAAUUUGCAGACUCGCAGUUUGGCCAUUGUUUCUCAUGGGGAGAAAACCGUGAGGAAGCCAUCUCAAAUAUGGUGGUAGCUUUAAAGGAAUUAUCAAUCCGAGGUGAUUUUCGAACUACAGUAGAGUAUCUGAUAAAACUUUUGGAGACAGAAAGCUUUCAGCACAAUCGCAUCAAUACCGGCUGGCUGGAUCGGCUGAUCUCUGAGAAAGUACAGGCUGAACGCCCAGAUGCCAUGCUAGGAGUAGUUUGUGGAGCCCUGCAUGUAGCAGAUGUUACCUUUCGCAACAGUGUUUCCAAUUUUCUUCACUCACUUGAAAGAGGGCAGGUUUUGCCGGCACAUACACUGCUGAAUACAGUAGAUGUGGAACUUAUCUACGAAGGAGAGAAAUAUGUUCUAAAGGUGACACGUCAAUCUCCCAAUUCGUAUGUGGUGAUAAUGAAUAACUCCUAUGUAGAAGUAGAUGUACAUAGGCUGAGUGAUGGUGGCCUCCUUUUAUCCUAUGAUGGCAGCAGCUAUACGACUUAUAUGAAAGAGGAAGUUGACAGGUACCGCAUAACUAUUGGGAAUAAAACAUGUGUCUUUGAGAAAGAAAAUGAUCCUUCAAUCCUGCGCUCCCCAUCUGCUGGCAAGUUAAUCCAAUAUGUGGUGGAGGAUGGUGGCCAUGUUUUUGCUGGACAAUGCUAUGCUGAAAUAGAGGUAAUGAAGAUGGUGAUGACAUUGACAGCAAUGGAUUCAGGAUGUAUUCACUAUGUCAAACGGCCUGGAGCAGCCCUGGAACCAGGAUGUGUGAUAGCUAAGCUUCAGCUGGAUGACCCCAGCCGUGUACAACAGGCUGAACUUCACAAGGGCCCCCUUCCUCAGAUUCACAGCACGGCCCUUCAAGGAGAGAAGCUUCAUCGUGUGUUUCACUGUGUUCUAGAUAACCUGGUCAAUGUGAUGAAUGGAUAUUGUCUUCCAGAACCCUACUUUAACAGCAAGUUAAAAGAUUGGGUUGAAAGACUAAUGAAGACCUUAAGAGACCCAUCCCUACCUCUGUUAGAGCUUCAGGACAUCAUGACCAGUGUGUCUGGCCGCAUUCCUCCAAAUGUAGAAAAAUCAAUCAAGAAAGAAAUGGCACAAUAUGCCAGUAACAUUACUUCUGUGUUGUGCCAAUUUCCCAGCCAACAGAUUGCUAAUAUACUAGACAGCCAUGCCGCUACUCUUAAUCGUAAAUCUGACCGAGAGGUUUUCUUCAUGAACACACAGAGCAUUGUGCAACUGGUUCAAAGGUACCGAAGCGGUAUAAGGGGACAUAUGAAAGCAGUAGUUAUGGAUCUACUCCGUCAGUAUUUGAAGGUGGAGACACAGUUCCAGAACGGUCACUAUGAUAAGUGUGUCUUUGCUCUCCGUGAGGAGAAUAAAAGCGACCUGACAAUGGUGCUGAAUUCUAUCUUUUCCCAUGCACAAGUCACCAAGAAGAAUCUGUUGAUCACCAUGCUCAUCGACCAGUUGUGUGGCCGGGAUCCCACAUUAACAGAUGAGUUGUUGAACAUACUUCUGGAACUUACCCAGCUAAGCAAAACAACAAAUGCCAAAGUGGCACUGCGGGCCCGACAGGUCCUCAUCGCUUCACAUUUGCCUUCCUAUGAACUUCGACAUAACCAAGUGGAAUCUAUAUUCUUGUCUGCCAUUGACAUGUAUGGGCACCAGUUUUGUAUUGAGAAUUUGCAGAAACUCAUUCUGUCAGAGACCUCCAUAUUUGAUGUUCUACCAAACUUCUUUUACCACAGUAACCAGGUGGUGAGGAUGGCAGCAUUGGAGGUAUAUGUGCGGCGGGCUUACAUUGCCUAUGAACUCAACAGUGUUCAGCACCGACAGUUAAAGGACAACACAUGUGUGGUUGAGUUCCAAUUUAUGUUACCAACAUCCCACCCGAACAGAGGGAACAUCCCCACGCUUAACAGAAUGUCUUUCUCUUCGAACCUGAACCACUAUGGAAUGUUUCAUGUUGCCAGUGUCAGUGAUGUACUACUCGAUACCUCGUUUACUCCUCCCUGCCAAAGGAUGGGUGGCAUGGUUGCCUUCCGGACCUUUGAAGAUUUUGUGAGAUUAUUUGACGAUGUGAUGAGUUGCUUCUCAGAUUCUCCCCCUCAAAGUCCUGUAUUUCCUGAAGCUGGUCAUCCUUCACUUUAUGAUGAAGAUGAUAAUAAGAGCUCCAGAGAUGAACCCAUCCACAUCUUAAAUGUUGCCAUUAAAACAGAUUGUGAUAUUGAUGAUGAUGGUUUGGCAGCUAUGUUCCGGGAAUUUACACAGAGCAAAAAAGCAGUGUUAAUGGAUCAUGGCAUUCGUCGACUGACAUUUUUGGUAGCACAAAAGGAUUUCAGAAAACAGGUCAACUGUGAGGUAGAUCAACGAUUUCAAAGAGAAUUCCCAAAAUUUUUUACUUUCCGUGCAAGAAAUAAGUUUGAAGAAGACAGAAUCUACAGGCACUUGGAGCCUGCCCUUGCCUUCCAACUGGAGUUGAAUCGAAUGCGGAAUUUCGAUCUGACAGCAAUACCAUGUUCAAAUCAUAAAAUGCAUUUGUAUCUGGGUGCUGCAAAGGUUGAAGCAGGCACUGAAGUGACUGAUUAUCGUUUCUUUGUCCGUGCCAUCAUCAGGCACUCUGACUUGGUUACAAAGGAAGCUUCAUUUGAGUACUUGCAGAAUGAAGGGGAGAGAUUGCUUCUUGAAGCAAUGGAUGAGCUGGAGGUGGCUUUUAAUAACACUAAUGUGCGCACUGACUGCAAUCACAUCUUCCUCAACUUUGUACCUACUGUAAUUAUGGAUCCCUCAAAGAUUGAAGAGUCUGUUCGUAGUAUGGUGAUGCGCUAUGGAAGUCGUUUGUGGAAACUCCGUGUCUUACAAGCUGAACUGAAGAUUAAUAUCCGUCUGACACCAACAGGAAAGCAAAUACCAAUACGCUUGUUUUUAACCAAUGAAUCUGGCUACUAUUUGGACAUCAGUCUGUACAAAGAGGUGACUGACUCAAGGACUGGGCAAAUCAUGUUCCAAGCGUAUGGGGAUAAGCAAGGUCCGCUUCAUGGCAUGCUGAUUAAUACUCCUUAUGUGACAAAAGAUCUGUUGCAGUCCAAAAGGUUUCAAGCACAGUCUUUGGGAACAACCUAUGUUUAUGAUAUUCCAGAAAUGUUUCGCCAGGCACUUAUAAAACAAUGGGAAUCUAUGGAAGCUCAUGCAUUUCUGCCCAAAUGUCCUUUGCCUUCAGAUGUUCUCACUUAUACAGAAUUGGUACUGGAUGACCAAGGGCAGUUAGUACAUAUGAACAGACUUCCAGGUGGAAAUGAGAUUGGUAUGGUGGCUUGGAAAAUGACCCUAAAAAGUCCAGAGUAUCCAGAUGGCCGUGACAUCAUUGUUAUUGGAAAUGACAUCACUUAUAAGAUUGGCUCAUUUGGUCCACAAGAGGAUCUUUUAUACUUAAGAGCAUCAGAACUCUCUCGAUCGGAGGGGAUUCCGAGAAUAUAUGUUGCUGCAAACAGUGGUGCAAGGAUAGGACUAGCUGAAGAGAUCCGCCAUAUGUUUCAUGUUGCAUGGGAAGACCCUGCUGACCCUUAUAAAGGUUUCAAAUACUUAUAUUUGACUCCUCAAGAUUACAAGAAAGUGAGUGCUUUGAAUUCUGUACACUGUGAGCAUGUGGAGGAUGAAGGUGAAUCCAGAUACAAGAUAACAGACAUCAUUGGCAAAGAAGAAGGCCUUGGAGUAGAAAACCUCAGGGGAUCUGGUAUGAUUGCUGGAGAGUCCUCUUUAGCCUAUGAAGAAAUCAUCACCAUCAAUCUGGUCACAUGUCGUGCAAUUGGCAUUGGAGCUUAUUUAGUCCGUCUGGGUCAAAGAACAAUCCAGGUUGAAAAUUCACAUAUCAUUCUGACAGGAGCAGGGGCUCUUAACAAAGUACUUGGCCGAGAAGUAUAUACAUCAAACAACCAGCUGGGUGGCAUCCAGAUAAUGCACAACAAUGGAGUAACGCAUAGCACCGUAUGUGAUGAUUUUGAAGGAGUGUACACCAUUUUGCAGUGGCUUUCUUAUAUGCCCAAGUGUGUAUCCAGUCCUGUUCCUAUUCUCACACCAAAGGAUUCCAUUGACAGACUCAUAGAAUUCACUCACACCAAAGCUCCUUAUGAUCCUCGAUGGAUGUUGGCAGGACGGCCUCACCCUACUCAGAAAGGGCAGUGGCAGAGUGGCUUCUUUGACUAUGGUUCUUUCAUGGAGAUCAUGCAGCCAUGGGCACAGACUGUAGUUGUUGGAAGGGCUAGGUUAGGAGGCAUACCUGUAGGAGUGGUUGCCGUGGAAACAAGAACUGUAGAGUUAAGUGUACCUGCUGAUCCUGCAAACCUGGACUCAGAAGCCAAGAUAAUCCAGCAAGCCGGACAAGUUUGGUUUCCAGAUUCUGCCUUUAAAACUGCCCAAGCCAUCAAGGAUUUCAACAGGGAAGGACUUCCCCUUAUGGUGUUUGCAAACUGGAGAGGAUUUUCUGGUGGAAUGAAAGAUAUGUAUGACCAAGUGCUGAAGUUUGGGGCCUACAUUGUGGAUGGUUUGCGUGAAUACCGCCAGCCAGUGUUGGUAUACAUUCCACCUCAGGCUGAACUGAGAGGAGGCUCAUGGGUAGUAAUUGAUCCCACAAUAAACCCAAGGCACAUGGAAAUGUAUGCUGACAAAGAAAGCAGAGGGGGUGUCUUGGAACCAGAAGGAACAGUAGAAAUCAAAUUUAGAAGAAAGGAUUUGAUUAAGACUAUGCGUCGAGUUGAUCCUGUCUACAUUCACUUGGCAGAAAAAUUAGGCACACCAGAAAUCAGUUCUGCUGAUCGCAAAGAACUUGAGACCAAACUGAAGGAGAGGGAAGAAUUUCUGCUACCUAUCUACCACCAAGUGGCUGUUCAGUUUGCAGACUUGCAUGACACCCCAGGCAGAAUGCAGGAAAAGGGAGUUAUUACAGAUAUCAUUGAGUGGAAGACAUCACGCACAUUUUUCUAUUGGAGACUAAGGAGACUGCUUUUGGAAAAUGUUGCCAAAAAGAAGAUUUACAGUGCAAAUCCUGAACUUACAGAUGGUCAGAUACAGGCUAUGCUUAGGCGAUGGUUUGUAGAAGUAGAAGGAACUGUGAAGGCCUACCUGUGGGACAAUAAUAAGGAUGUGGUUGAGUGGCUGGAGAAGCAGCUGGCAGAGGAGGAAGGCACUCGUUCUGUGGUCGAUGAAAACAUCAAGUACAUCUCCAGAGAUUAUAUCCUUAAACAAAUCCGCAGCUUGGUGCAAGAAAACCCUGAAGUCGCUAUGGAUUCCAUUGUGCACAUGACUCAACAUAUUUCACCCACCCAAAGAGCUGAAAUUGUGCGCAUUCUGUCAACCAUGGAUUCCCCAACUUCUACCUAAAAAACGCACUUUGCAGAGGGGCCCAGCCUUUGGUCGUUGUUCGGCACAAAUGCCAGGAUCAUCUGAUUAAAUGUGACCACAAGUAAAACAUCUGCAUUUCCAUGUUUAUAUAAUUGUACUGUAGUAAUGUAGCACUUUAUAGACAAUGUUGAUUCAAAACCAUAGGACAAACUAGGAAAGACACAUAGCAUGCCUGAUAGCCUUGAGAAUGACGGAGCGCUUUAGUUAAAUGUAAUUGUCUAUAUUAUCUUUGUUUUUAAUAGACUUUUUUUUUAAACAUUUCUCCAGUAUUACAUGGUUCCCUCGAUUUCCUAAAACGGUACACAGUCAAUUUUGUAGCUGGUGCUAUAAGUUUACAAAUGUAGACGUUAGGAAGCCAUUUUGAAUAAAACUCUUCUACUUGCUUUUACUCUUGAGGAUCACAAAUGGGCAGAAUUAGUGGGAUGCCUGUGAAUUAUAACAUAGUAGUAUAGCUGUACAUUGAAACGGAUUCCUCGUGGUGGGGACCUUUUAAAAUUGUAGUAUUUCUGCCCUAACUUAAUUUCUGCUACAUAGGAAGCAGUGUUAUUUAAAAACAAUGUAGAGAUUGUGCUGUUGGAACCACGUUUGGCCUGUCUUCCUUUGAUUUUAUAUUCUAAUAUAAUAGGAGCUGCGAAUGUAGUUGAAUCAUAUAUCAUUUGACUCCUUUUUUUCCCCCCGAGUGGCAAGAAAAAUCCUCGGAUGGCAGACAUCCCUCGGUCCACACACUGGUAUAUAUAAGGCAUUUCCAUCCGUUCUGAUUUUAUCAUAGUUAUUUCAACUUUUCUAACUGUCUGGAAAAUGUUUUGUUUUUUUUCAGGAAAGUUUGUGAUAAAUUAGCACAUUUACAAAUCAUAUCUUGAGUUUUCAUGUACCGAGUGGUCAGAAUAUAUUUGAUUAAUUUAAGCAGUUCUUUCCAAUGUGGUGUUACAGAUCAGAGGCAGAACCUAUUCAUUCAUUUG